Molecule: messenger RNA, 273 nt
Organism: Rotaria sp. Silwood2
Lineage: Eukaryota; Metazoa; Rotifera; Eurotatoria; Philodinida; Philodinidae
Source: the annotation of a GenBank genome assembly
AUGGAUCAUUUUGGUUUUUGUGGCGAUCAAGUUGAACUUGCCGGGAAUCUGACUGUAUGGUUAGAUAGAGCUCGUCGAGUUGUAGAUGGAAUAUUUUCUGAUGAAAUCUAUGGUAAUCAUGGUCCGAUGAGUUAUUGUCGACAUGGUAUUCAUACUGAACAUGAACCAUGGACUGAUGAGAAAAGAGCUUUAUUAUUAGUUAAACUUCGUCAAAUGAAUGAUCGAACAGAAACACCAAUUAUAUUUGCUGAUACAUUAACUUCAUCCAAUUGA